Aspergillus bombycis is the source of this 615-nucleotide messenger RNA. RefSeq lists its product as uncharacterized. The record is from RefSeq and is a predicted model, not a curated record. Lineage: Eukaryota; Fungi; Ascomycota; Eurotiomycetes; Eurotiales; Aspergillaceae. The coding region runs from base 1 to 615 and encodes 204 amino acids. The transcript is spliced from 3 exons.
AUGCCUACAGCAUAUAUCCAAGCACGCAUGGACCGUGCGAUAUCCUCUCAGCCUUGCAAGGUCCUAAAAGCUCCUAAUCGCCCAGUCGCGAUCCGGGAACAGUACAUCACCGACUCGAUAACACUAUUGGCACUCAGAUCACAGGGCGACGGCCACUCCGUGGCUGCUUAUAAAGUACAGGACGAAAAUGAGGUUACUCGAUUCACAGCCAGUGGUGGGAAAUACAACGGUCGCCCAUGUCGAGAAUCUCGUGAUGCUUUGGGUCUACCCUUUAUAGCCACUGGUGCACCGCGACUGGUCCCGUUUGGAAGCUUCAUGUUCACGUUCACAAAUCUAGCUGCCACCGAUACGAAAGUUUCAAUGGGUGAUAAAGAGGUCACGCUGGAGAUUGAAAGAUAUGGGCGUGUAUUGGAGUCCCUUGAUAUCGUGGAUGGAGACAGGAAGUUCACUGAAGUGCGCGAGAGUGUGCAUCACAACCAGAAACUCGCCCUGACCCCAAGCACACGUCGCAAUUAUAGACCUGUUCUUGAUAUCAUCGUUACCCCAGGUGUGGACUUAUCACUAGUUACUGCUAUAGCCAUCCUGAUCUCAGAUAGCGUACUUGGUUCCGAGUAG